AUGAAUGCCAAUCCGAUGGCUGCUGUUGCCUCCGCCGUGCCUGCAGGCACCUUUGUGUCCGGCACCAAGGUGCAGGUCGGAAGCCACCGAGUCGUGAUAGAGAAAUAUCUGUCCGAAGGCGGAUUCGCCCAUGUCUACGUCGUCCGCCUCUCGAAGCCAGUCGACGGCGUCGAGACCGCCGUCUUGAAACGGGUGGCUGUCCCUGACAAGGCCUCGCUGGCCAACAUGAGGACCGAGGUGGAAACCAUGAAGCGGCUGAAGGGUCACAAACAUAUCGUCACAUACAUCGACUCACAUGCGUCACAGCUCAAGGGCGGCGGAUAUGAGGUCUUCUUGCUCAUGGAGCAUUGCGCUGGUGGCGGGCUGAUUGAUUUUAUGAAUAACAGGCUGCAGAACCGGUUGACCGAGCCGGAGAUUUUAAAUAUAUUCGGUGAUGUCACCGAGGGCGUUGCUUGUAUGCACUACCUGAAACCUCCACUCCUGCACAGAGACCUCAAGGUAGAGAACAUCCUCAUUUCCGGCAACGGUCCGUCCCGCUGCUACAAGCUCUGUGAUUUCGGCUCCGCGGCCCCCCCGCGGCCGGCAGCCACCUCUGCUGCGGAGGGUAGAUUGAUCGAGGAUGACGUACAACGACACACCACGCUGCAGUAUCGGAGUCCCGAGAUGAUAGACGUUUAUCGAAAACAACCCAUCGACGAGAAAAGUGACAUCUGGGCCUUGGGAGUCUUGUUGUACAAACUGUGCUACUAUACCACCCCCUUCGACGAGGCCGGCCAGAUGGCGAUAUUGAACGCAAGAUUUAAAUAUCCCGCAUACCCUCCUUUCUCUGACAGGCUGAAACUGCUGAUAGCAUCCAUGCUCAAAGAACACCCUCAAGAACGGCCCAAUAUUUAUCAGGUCCUGCAUCAAACCUGUCGCAUGCGAGGGAAAGAAGUCCCUAUUCGAGAUAUUUACGCCGGCCGUUCGCGAUCCGAAUCAAGACGAAACGAGCAACUACCCAGUCCUCCGUCAAUCGAAACUCCAAAAGUCGGAGCUACAUUCUCACCACCCAUCCAAGAAACCAAGAUCAUCCCAGAUAUUGCUCCUAUGCGGAGAGGCAGGCCGACAAAACCCAACGAUCAAAAAGUUACACCUAAACCGAGCCCGUCCCCGCUCCGGACUACCGGUGAUCCAUUUGCUGCACUUGAUGGAACUAAACGGAAUGCGAAUGCGGACGAACUCUCUUCACGAUUCCCUACACUAGACCAAUUCUCUCUCCUUCAUGAGAAGGGUGGAACAUUUAACUUCGAGCCAACGGCAGCGGAAGCAAAUCCUGCGCCAGACGAUUUGUCUAAGAGAGUCACCAAUGCUCUUGCCGACGAGGCCUUUUCGAAACUUGCGCCGUCUCCUCAGCCGAGUCCUACGCCUGGAGGGCUUCACGCUACAGCCCGAGUAGAUCCAAUGCCAGAGAAGAAGCUAAUACCGUCACCAUACUUGAGAGCAGAACCAGCUCGGCAGCAAGCCCCUAUACAGCAGCCAAUACCACAAAAGCCAGCCAUGGUAUCAACUGGUACAAUGACCUCUCCGUCUCCUGUUAAUCAGCGCUCAGAAAGCCCUUCGUUUUCUCAACGGCCAGUCCACAGGUUCCCGAGCCAGGGGCAUCAGAGGCAGCCGUCAGGCAGCUCUCGAGAGAAUGGUUUGGAACAGCCUCGUUCACAUAGCGGUAGCUUAUCAACGCGACCUAGCUUUACCAGAUUUGAAGCCAAACCAGUCCAACCUGAAGAGCUUCCUAGGUCGCCUGCGUCUUCACGCCCAUCUUUGGAAGGGUCCCGGCCAGCAGCCACCGAUCUCACUGAUCCGCUAACUCGUUCGAAGUCUGCCAACGCAAAAUCUCGACCUACUCCUGCAUAUGUAGGGUCAAGACUGGACUAUCUUAGAGAUAGAGGACGAGACCGCUCGUCCGAAGAAGACGAAACGCUGUUACAUCCAUCGUUAUCAGAGCAAGAUCGCGAAUACAGCCAAUCCAAUAUAUCCUCUGAUGUAGAUUUCUUACGAGCCAAGGAGGAAGAAGAGAUGAAUCGGAAGCGUGAAAAGCGGUUAAGCGGCGGAUCCAAACAUGUUAAACGUGGAAGCUUGUCAUCACUAUCACUAUCAGGAACGAAAACGCUUCUUGCCGGCCGCUUUGGCGAAGCUUUCCGCAGGUUCGAGAAUAACGCUCCCCAAGACCGUAACCAAUCCCCAUCUCCAGAAAACGAUACCCAACAUCUUACUCCCAUUACUGGCUCUGAAGUAACAGAAAUGAGCGAUGAUGGCCGUGGGUAUGAUGGUGCCGAUAUGGACGAUAUAUCGCCUGAAAUGCGCCGGGAGCUAGAACGGCGCCGCCUAUCCAUGGAGGAGAGAAGGGUUGCAGAGGCCGCUGCUCAAUAUCGAUCACAGCUGAAUGAGCGGGAAGAAGGAGGCCCGUCAAGGCCGGCUGGAUUGGGGAUAGGAGGCGGUGUUCGCGCAACAGCCAUUGAAAACAAGGUCCAGUCAUUGCUCAAGGAAACGGAAAAGGCGCCGCCAUCCAAAACGGCAUCUGGAUAUGGGCGAUAUACCGACACGGUGCCACUACCGCAAACAAAAAGAUUUGAGACUCCACUACCUGAGAGACCUUCAUCGUCAUCCGUCCAGAGGUACCCGGUAUCCACUGGACCCCAGAGUACAGCUGACUUCCGUUCUCGGCCACUUCCAAAGGAUACCCACACCCCAUCCACCGGUCUCCAACAUAAUACGAGCCAGCAGCAAGCUUCAUCGACUAAUUCUCGCCCAUCUCAACGCCCAGUAGCACCACCAAAGCCAAAGAGCUUACGAACCGGAGUCCAGUCCGCUAACCAAACAGGUAACAGCGACUACAGUCCAUCUCAACCUCCACGUUCUACCAGACACGCAAAUACUGUCCAAGGCCACUCCACAGAAGACUGGGAAGCCAACUUCAGUCGACGAUACCCAAGCCUGUCUGGACUUGAACUGGUAGAGACGGAGAUAGACAUCCCGAAAGCUCCGUUAGGCCGUACCACAGCAACAACUACAACGGGCAAGGGACUUUAA
Messenger RNA from Arthroderma uncinatum, 3066 nucleotides. RefSeq lists its product as uncharacterized. Gene Ontology annotation, cellular component: cytoplasm. The record is from RefSeq and is a predicted model, not a curated record. NCBI's taxonomy places the organism in Eukaryota, Fungi, Ascomycota, Eurotiomycetes, Onygenales, Arthrodermataceae. The transcript is spliced from 3 exons. Gene Ontology annotation, biological process: actin cortical patch assembly; peptidyl-threonine phosphorylation; actin filament organization. Gene Ontology annotation, molecular function: ATP binding; protein serine/threonine kinase activity. The coding region runs from base 1 to 3066 and encodes 1021 amino acids.